This is a messenger RNA of Lasiodiplodia theobromae, 1035 nucleotides long. Its product is annotated as alcohol dehydrogenase. Lineage: Eukaryota; Fungi; Ascomycota; Dothideomycetes; Botryosphaeriales; Botryosphaeriaceae. The transcript has 2 exons. Gene Ontology annotation, molecular function: oxidoreductase activity, acting on NAD(P)H. Bases 1 to 1035 code for a protein of 344 amino acids. The record is from RefSeq and is a predicted model, not a curated record.
AUGAAGGAAGUAUUUGUACACCCUGGAACUAAGGUUGAGAUCGUCGACUCUCCCAUCCCUACACCCAAUGACGACCAAGUCCUCAUCAAAGUCAUCGUUUCAGGGAGUAACCCUAAAGAUUGGAAAUUACCUGAGUGGACGAAGCAGCCCCGAAAUGAAGGUGAUGACAUUGCGGGCAUCGUCGAGAAGGUCGGCGCCAAUGUGACCGAGUUCAAGCCCGGAGACCGCGUAGCUGCUUUCCACGAAAUGAUGCAGCCGCACGGCAGCUACGCUGAAUACGCCAUUGCCUGGGCUCAUACAACUUUUCAUAUUCCUAAAAGCACAACUUUUGAAGAGGCCGCCGCAAUCCCGCUCGCCGCAAUGACGGCCGCAGUCGGACUGUACCUGCGCCUAGGACUCCCCGAGCCAUGGCAGCAGCCCGCAACGCCUCCGCCGACGCCCCUGGUCAUCUACGGCGCCGCAUCGGCCGUGGGAUCGUACGCGGUGCAGCUGGCGUCGCGGUCGAACAUCCACCCGCUCAUCUGCGUCGCGGGGCGGGGCGCGGCGCACGUCGAGGCGCUGAUCGACCGGUCCAAGGGCGACACCAUCGUCGACUACCGGCAGGGCGGCGACGCCGUGGUCGAGGGCAUCAAGGCCGCGCUGCCCGCGGGUGGUGCGCAGCAGCUGCUGCACGCGUACGACGCCGUGUCCGACCACGGCAGCUACAUCCAGCUCGGCAAUGUGCUUGCGCCGGGCGGGAAGAUUACUCUCGUGCUGCCCGGCAAGCAGCACGACGCCAAUAUGCCUGCACACGUCGUGCAGACCACCACCAGUGUUGGCGCCGUGCACGACGAUGCCAAGGACUUCGGCUUCGUGUGGUUCAGGCUGUUCGCGAGGGGCCUAAAGGAGGGCUGGUUCAAGCCCCAGCCGCAGGAGGUCGUGCCUGGUGGCUUAGCCGGCGUGCAGACGGCUUUGGAGAACUUGAGGGAUGGGAAGGCAAGUGCGGUCAAGUAUGUCUUCAGGAUUGCAGACACGGUGGGAGCUGGAGAAUCAUAA